Molecule: messenger RNA, 2659 nt
Organism: Anopheles aquasalis
Lineage: Eukaryota; Metazoa; Arthropoda; Insecta; Diptera; Culicidae
Gene: mkg-p
Product: monkey king protein
Molecular function (GO): RNA uridylyltransferase activity
Source: RefSeq, a predicted model, not a curated record
ACGAGAGAUUGUUUUUGAGGAAAAUAGAAAGCCAAACUGAUUGGAAAAUCGUCGAAAAUCGAGUGAUUCUGCUCAGUAAACCCUUCCACAAUUAAUGUGCUUGUGAUCGGUGGCUUCCCGCACUGCCCAUUUCGUGCAUGCCACGCAGCGCUUGCCUUGGUUUCCUCCGGAACGUGCACCGUGAUUCGAGGCAGGCAUGUCGGAUCAGCAGCAACCGAGUACCUCACGGCAGGCUACGUUGACGACGAAGCAACAGGAAUCCAGCCAGGCGCAGGCCAAGCAGGAACGGCGCAAACGACGAAAGCGACGACUAUCGAUGACGAAGAAGGAUAACAAAGGGCUGAACGGAGCGGGAAGUGCUGAAGCGGAGGAAUCCGAGACCUUGAACAAGUUUCUGGAGCCCCUGGUGAAGGCACUGCACGAGUGUGAGCCCGGCAAUGAGAUGAAAGUGUUCCUGGACGAGCUGCAACCGUCGGAGGCCAACAUCGAGCUGGGGCUCACGCUGGUGAAGAGGGACCUGCACCGGGUGCUAUCGUUCCAGAGUAAUGCCGCGCAAAUCUUCGAAUUCGGUUCCGUCAAAUCCGGCCUGGCCAUGCGCGACAGUGACCUCGACUUCUACAUACACUACCAGCACGAGCAGCGAGAGCGCGAGGAUCAAAUCAAGAUGAUCCAUGUGGUCGCUUCGAGGAUGGAGAAAACGGGUUUAUUCGGGCAGAUCGUCAAGAUCACCGGUGCCAAGGUGCCACUGCUCCGGGCCAUCCACCAGAGUACCAACUGCUGCUGUGACAUCAACUUUAGCAACGCGCGCGGUUGCUAUAACAGCAAGUUCAUCAAGGCGGUGAUGCAGUUCGAUCCACGCAUACUGCACCUGGCCAUGAUCAUCAAGUUUUGGUCCAAGUGUGCGUACGUGCUGGACGAGAAGCGGCAGUUCAACUCGUACUGUCUGGUGAUGAUGCUGAUCUUCUACCUGCAAACACGCAAACUACCGGUCAUCCCAUCGGUCGAGGACAUGCAGCAGGGCAUCCCGCGCAUCGAGUAUGGACCGUGGAAUCUCGGUUACCCGCAAGCGAUCACGUACAAAACGUGGAACGAGAACUCGUUGCGUGAUCUGCUCAUCGGGUUCUUUCGGUAUUACUCCGAGUUUGAGUUUACUCGCAAUCUCAUCUCACCGUUCGUUGGGAGGCUGUGUUCGCUGGAGGAACUGGAGAAGAAAAACAUCCGCGAACUGGCCAAGUAUUAUCGGGCGUGCGAAGUCGAUGGAUACACGCCUCUCAUGACGGGUCCGUGGAUCACCAUUCAAGAUCCGUUCGAGCUGAACCUGAACGUAGCCAGGGUGAUGAUUACGGACAAACGGUUUGAACAGCUUCGCCUCAGCCUACAGCAUGGGUAUGAUGUGUGCACCAGACACCGAGAGUCAAGUUUUGCCAAACUUCUCGAAGCACUGUUCACCGAUACGAAGUUGUAUACGAAAGCGAAACCGUCUAGCAAAGCGAAAAACGGUGCUCAAAAGGGGAAGAAUGGCGAAACGAAUGGUACAGCCGGGAAAGACCCACCACCACCAGCCAAAGCUCCUGGUCAAACAUGGCGCUUCCCACCGCUGGAGAACGAGCUGUUCGUGGUGAAGCAGAUACUGUUGACGCGCGAUCCCGAGCGCAAAACCGUCAUCACGGAGCCACGGAUUCGGGAGCUAUGGAGCGCCAGUGUGCUCGAGUUUAUGGUGGACAUCUUGCGAAAGCUGUUCAUGGUUGAGCUCGAACCGGUUGAGGAGGAGCCGCCGCAGGAUGAGAAGAAGCCUGAUACAAAGCUACCGGAUACCGUUCAAGAGGCGUCGACAGAAGCUGAAGCAGCACCUUCGGAUUUGGCCUGCCCGCACAAAAAACAAUUCAUUAUGACCUGCGAGCGUCAAGUGUUUAUCGCUCGUAAACGCAUCAAGAUUACCAACGAAGCGGAGCUGAAGCAAGAGAUCGACAUAUCCAAGCAACGCUGGGACCGUAACCAUGCACUCCGCUUCAAAACUCCCGUCGAGUUGGCUGUGGCUGACGGGGCGGUCGAGGUUCGGUUGCCAGAGGAUCAACGGAAGAACGGUCCCUUGCGGCUGUUCAUGGACACGUGCUUUCUCGUGCACAUUCGCAAGUGCCUCAAGGGCUACUUUUACGUGAUGCUAUCGAAGGCACAACGGAAGAGAAUUGACUCCUCGAACGAACAGGCAACGGAUACAACAACAAACUAAAACAACGUAACAACGGAAACAUCUUGGACAUCACCGACGUACGGCACGGGACAAAAGACCAAUUGCGAUGAUAAGAAAGGGAACAGACAGUUUCCUCGUUUUACCUCAUUUCAAUUUUCUCUCCUUUUGGGUUGGGUUCCUAAAAAUGACCCUCAUUCGUGUCUCGCGUGGAGAUACUUUUGCGUUUGACUUAGUGUACAUUUCAUUCAAAAAGUUUUAAUUUACCUGCAACGUGCAACGCGCACAACCGUUCAUUGAUAAGAAGCGCGUGCGGGUGCGUUUGCACGCGAUCCACCUAAACUGUUGAGUAAUGUGUUCAACUGAAAGGCGAUGACUCCCUACAAUUAACAGCUCGAACUGUUUGAGGAGGGACUGUUAAAUUUUUAAUAAAACAGUAUGGAAAUCGUUUCCCAUACACUGCGAACAAAA